CUACUGAUUUGAUUUUAUCUACUGUUUUGAUUUUUGAUUUUAUAUACUGUUUGUUUGUUUGUUUGCUUGCUCGUCUUAAUCAAUUUUAAAUCAUGUUUUUUAUCUGUUGUUUUCAAUGUUUCUGUGAAGCACCUUGAAUCACCCUGUUGUUGAAUUGUGCUAUAUAAAUAAACUUGCCUUGCCUUGCCUUGCCUUGCCCCUUUCCUGAACCCUAUAGAGGAGUUCUUCUCAUCGUGGAGAUGGAAGGUUUAUGACAGACAACCAUACACAAGAGAGAACCUCCUAAGGGCAAUGGAGCUGGCCUGUGUUGACAUCCCAGCGGAGGCCUUCCAAGGAUGGAUUCGCCAUUCCGGGGCGUUUUUCCCGCGGUCCCUGGCGGGAGACAAUAUAGCCUGCGAUGUGGAUGAGGUGAUGUGGCCCGAUGCAGCUCAGCGACACGAUGCUGCACAGUGAUUUGAGACUGUUGGAUUAAGUCUGAAGUCAGGAUCUUGAAGUUUCAGCAUGAUGAGCCGUCCGCAGAGCUUCAUAGAAGGUGAAGCUCCUGACUCUCAACAUGCAAAAUCAAAGAGAGGGUCAAAGGUCACCACAGAGAGAGUGGCACUGCUGGUUCUCUGUAUCCUGCUGGCAGCUGCUCUCAUCAUGUCGUUUGACAAAAUUAGAACGAACAAACAGCUCGAAAACCUGAAACAUCACAAAAUGAAGUGUGAAAGUAAUCUGACAGAGACUCUCUCUAAGAUAAAACCAUGCAGCACGGUGCAGCCGACCUGUCCAGGACCUAAAGUAAUAAAUGAUCCUUGUUAUAUAUGUGAAGAAGGCUGGGAGCUACAUGGAGGAAAGUGCUAUUACUUCUCCAUCAGUCAAUCAUCCUGGAAACAGAGCAGAGAUGAGUGUAGAGCUAAAGGAGGAGACCUGGUUAAGAUAGAGAGCAGAGAGGAGCAGACUUUCCUGGAGAGAAGACUGAGAGAUGUAAUGACUGAAGCUGAGGACAAGUUCUGGAUCGGACUGACAGACUCAGCAGUAGAGGGCAGAUGGGUGUGGGUGGACGGAUCACCACUGAAUGAAAGUUUGAAGUUUUGGAGUGGCAAAGAGCCAGACAAUUGGAAAGGGCACAAUGGUAAACAUCCUGAUGGAGAGGACUGUGCGAGGAUGGGAGAAAAAGGUGGAGCUAAAGAUCUGAAUUGUUGGUUUGAUGCAUUUUGCUCAAAGCCUCACAGAAGUAUUUGUGAGAAAGCAGGAGUAAAAGGACAGUUUAAAAACGUAUGUAAAGUAAGUAAGUAAGUAAAUUCACAUAUGAAACUCCAGAAUGAAGUGAUGCAAUUUUUAAAAUAAUGUCACAAACAGAAACAAAAUGAACACAGUAAAAUAAACAUGAGUAAUAUUUUGUAUCUGAUAUUUUGUAGUUUUGAUGUGAUUAACACGAACAAGAAAUGUGGGAGCACCUGUGAAAUUCAUUAACUUUUAAUAAUAAAUUAUCCUGUUUUGUAAACUUAAAGCCAUCUAGAAAGUUAAAAAGUAUUUGGGAUACUGAAUCAAUGAGUACAUCAUAUAACUACAGAAGAACCUAUGAAUUAUUUAUUAUCACUUUUACAGGAAAAAGAAAGGAACGAAGAAAAAAAGAUAUGUGAAGUGUCACAAUGGAAUAAGUAAUUCACGUCAGUGUUAUUAAAAAUAGGAAGUGAGUGUUAUGUCACAUUUAACAUUGAGUCAUCCAGUAUAAGAAAAGGAGGCUGUGAUUCUCGGAGUUUUCAGUGUGAGAAGCUGUUUGUAACUGUUGUAAAUGAUACACAUUUCUUAACUCUCACAUCUGUGGCUCCUGAAAAACCUCUGACAGUGUGGCACUCCUGUCUGUGCUCUCCUGCAUUGUUAUUUAUCUUCUCUGCAUCUUCUCUCUUUUUUAUUUCAAAUCUGUGUCUGAAUUACAAGAAAUUAACAGCAACAGAACA
Molecule: messenger RNA, 1943 nt
Organism: Oreochromis aureus
Lineage: Eukaryota; Metazoa; Chordata; Actinopteri; Cichliformes; Cichlidae
Product: CD209 antigen-like protein E
Exons: 8
Coding region: 502-1278 (258 amino acids)
Source: RefSeq, a predicted model, not a curated record